UUGGCAGCAGGCCUUCAUAUAAUUACUCUUGCAGUUGGGUUGCGGAAUGAACAACCCCCAAAAAGAAGUGGGAAAAGGGCGCAGGUUGCUGCACGCUUCCUCACAUCUCUUGCUCUUCUCUGCAAUUCAACAUAGCCUUCGCCUCCCAAAUCCAUCCCAUUUGGAGUUCCUCUACCACAAAUACUUGCAAAUCUUAUUGUGACCAACGAGUGUAUGUAUAUUUCUAACAGUGCAGCUUCAAGUUGGAAACUAAAUUUAAUUAUAAUCAGACUUGGAAUAGGUUUUGGAGAGGUAAUGGAUGACAUAUGUACUUUGCAGAAUAGUCUCAAAAUACUAUGUACAUGGAAAUGUAAGAGCAACAAUAACAAAAUCCGCUUCUCCAAAACCCUAAUCCAAAAACCCAUCUCCCAACUCCUAAAACCCAUAUCCUGUCUCCACCCAUUAGCCCCGCCUCAUACAAUUCCCCAGGAUAAUUCCACAAAGCACAAAACCCUGCUUGUUGAGAGCUACCAUGAACACCGAAGGCUAAAGGUCUUGCUUGCUAAGCUGAACAAGAAGGGCUCUUGCCCUUUGGAAAUGCUUCAGGAUGAUGGAGAUUGGUCCAAAGAACACUUCUGGGCUGUCAUCAGAUUCCUUAAACUUUCCUCCAGAUCGAAGGAAGUUCUUCAGGUGUUUGAUACUUGGAAGAACAUAGAGAAAUCACGAAUUAAUGAAUUCAAUUAUGAGAAGAUUAUAGGUUUAUUAAGCGAAGAAGAUCUAAUGGAAGAUGCAUCUUUGGCAUUCAUGGAAAUGAAGAGUUUUGGUUUGAGCCCUUCCCUACAAAUAUACAAUUCCUUAGUUCAUAGUUAUGCUAGAAAUGGGAAGUUCGAUGAUGCCUUGUUUUACCUUAAUCAGAUGAAAGAAACUAAUUUGCCAUUGGAAAGUGACACCUAUGAUGGCUUGAUUCAAGCUUAUGGAAAGUACAAAAUGUAUGAUGAGAUGGGUAUGUGCUUGAAGAAGAUGGAGCUGGAUGGGUGUUCGCCUGACUGCUUUACUUAUAAUUUACUUAUCCAAGAAUUUGCAAAAGCUGGUUUGCUUAAUAAAAUGGAAAGGGUGUAUCAAUCUAUGCGAACAAAAAGGAUGGAUUUGCGGUCUUCUACUUUGAUUGCCAUGCUUGAGGCUUAUGUGAACUUUGGGAUUGUAGAAAAGAUGGAUAAGAUUUUAAGAAGGGUGUGGAACUCCAAAGCUACUUUAAAGGAAGAUUUAAUCAGAAAAAUGGCUGUGGUUUAUAUUGAAAAUUUCAUGUAUUCAAGAUUAGAUGACUUGGGAGAUGAUCUUUCUUCUAGAAAUGGUAAGACUGAUAUUGUUUGGUGUCUGCACCUCCUUUCUAAUUCGUGUUCAUUGAGUCAAAAAGGCAUGGAUUCCAUUGUUAGAGAUAUGGAACAAGCAAAGGUUUCUUGGAAUGUAACAUUUGCAAACAUUAUUUUGCUAGCAUACUUGAAGAUGAAAGACUUCACGCACUUAAGGAUGUUACUCUCCAAGUUAACGAACCUUCAUGUGGAACCUGACAUAGUCACUGUGGGAAUUCUAUUUGAUGCAUGUGACUUAGGCUUUCACGGGACAGGAAUCUUAGAGACAUGGAGAAGGAUGGGCCUUCUUUACAGAUGUGUGGAAAUGCAAACGGAUCCUCUGGUUCUCACUGCAUUUGGAAAGGGCCAGUUUCUCAGAAGAUGUGAAGAAGCAUACUCCUCUCUUGACCCUAAUGCUAGAGAAAAGAAAAAGUGGACUUAUUGCAAUCUCAUUGAUUUGGUGGCAAAGAACAAUGGAAAGCAGCAUCAGUUGAAUGCAAGAUGAACGAAACCGAGAAUCAAGAUCUACUAAACUCAAUAAGCUUAUGAUACUAAAAUCACCAGUCUCUGUUCGUGUGACUAACUUCAGAGUCACUUCAUGCAUGGUAGAGCGUGAUAAUUUUUCCCCGCUAAUACUUUGUAUUAUUUUUUACUUUCCUACAUCCUUCCUUGACAAUUUUUCAUUCCUUCCUUGGAGAGAAUUGUAGAUUUAAUUUCCUUGGAAGAGUGAACUAGAACCUCAAAAAAGAAUGAAACACACAGAAUGACAGAAAUGAUUCUCUUCUUAAAACUAAAAUAUAUAUAUAUAUAUAUAUAUAUAUAUAUAUAUAUAUAUAUAUAUAUAAAUCUUGAUUUCAAUUUUUCAAGGGUUUGAAGCAUGGAAUUGUUCACAUGCCAAAGCUGCACAAUUGUGUUACUCUAAUGUUUACAGAACUGCUAGCAAUUUUCAGAACAAAAAGAAGAAGAAGAAACGUCUGUUUAAGCGAGUUAUGCUGUCUGUUCUCCUUAGUUUUGUGUAGAGCAUGGAAGUAAACAUAGGUUAUUUGUGUAGAACCCAAAUUGAACAGUGACUGUACAUUAUACAAGUAUCAUAAGGCCUCUGUUUACUUCACUUGUAGAUUGAUUUUUUUUUUUUGAGGGGAAGCUUGUUGAUAUUGAUAACACAGGUUAGAGAGCUAGAAAUUUUGAUUCAAGCAUUAUUGAUGCAUGAAUUUCCUUAGUUGUCAUCCUGUACUGUCAAAGUCCUGAAGAACAUUUCUAUUUCUUCCAGCAA
Messenger RNA from Hevea brasiliensis (rubber tree), 2601 nucleotides. RefSeq names its product pentatricopeptide repeat-containing protein At4g14190, chloroplastic. Gene Ontology annotation, molecular function: protein binding. The transcript is spliced from 2 exons. Lineage: Eukaryota; Viridiplantae; Streptophyta; Magnoliopsida; Malpighiales; Euphorbiaceae. The record is from RefSeq and is a predicted model, not a curated record. Bases 214 to 1833 code for a protein of 539 amino acids.